UUGACACAUCCCAACAGGGGCUGUAGCUGAGAGCACCCACUGACCCAAACUCAGGCUUUGAAGCGAGCUGGUGUGUCAGCAUCACACCGCUGCGGACGGCAUGAGGGCUUUCUUAUUCACCUGUGUGCUGGUACCUUGGCUGAUGGCAUCCACGGCCAGAGGGCUUAACCAGAACUCCCAGCUGAUAUCAGGAUCUCUACCUGGCAACGAGCUGGACACAUACUUCAGUGACAAUUUCAUAUCAAGGAGAGCUCGGAGGGCACUGCCUCCUGCUGAUGAGCCUGAUGACAGCCCGAUCUCUGAGGGAGCAGACGCUUCAGACCUGCCCACCUGCCUGCUGUGUGUGUGUCUCACUGGCUCUGUGUACUGUGAGGAGGUCACUCCAGACAUGACUGCUGUUCCCAUGAUGCCUAAAGAGACAGCCUACCUGUACGCCCGCUUCAACAAGAUCAAAAAGAUCAAAACCAAAGACUUUUCUGACAUUGUGACUCUGAAGAGGAUCGACUUGACGGGGAACCUGAUCUCGGAGAUUGAAGAUGGCGCGUUCUCUAAACUCACCCUGCUGGAGGAGCUUUCUCUGGCUGAGAACCGACUGGUCAAACUUCCAAUGCUUCCUGCCAAGCUCACCGUCUUCAACGCCAACAACAACCUCCUCAAAACCAAGGGUGUCAAAGCAAACGCUUUCAAGAAAAUGACCAAGCUGACUAACCUAUUCCUGGCCGACAACCAACUGGAGGCUGUUCCACAAAUCCCAGAGACUGUUCGGAUCUUACAUCUACAGAACAACAACAUCACCCUGGUGAACAAAGACACCUUCUGCAAGUCCAAUGACACCUACUACCUGCGACUGAGCCUCAGUGAGGUCCGUAUGGACGGGAACCCGGUGAUAUUGUCCAAGUACCCCGACAGCUUCACCUGCAUGAAGGUGCUGCCUGUUGGACAGUACCGCUGAGGAGGCAGAUGUUUUACUGUAGCCCCCUCUGACGAGGCAGUUUCCCCACAGUGCUUAGGGGUGGGGAUACUGUGACGUUCUGGAUGCUGGGGCACUGGUCCCAUUGUGUCAAUGAUUUACUUCAGCAAACCUACAAACAGCUUGUGACAUUGUCAGGUCGAAAUGAAACCAUUCACCGGACCGAAGGAGAAGAAUUAAACAAAUCCUUCUAUGGUGGCUAUU
Molecule: messenger RNA, 1174 nt
Organism: Platichthys flesus (European flounder)
Lineage: Eukaryota; Metazoa; Chordata; Actinopteri; Pleuronectiformes; Pleuronectidae
Gene: ogna
Product: osteoglycin, paralog a
Exons: 6
Coding region: 101-952 (283 amino acids)
Molecular function (GO): protein binding
Source: RefSeq, a predicted model, not a curated record